Molecule: messenger RNA, 2034 nt
Organism: Plutella xylostella (diamondback moth)
Lineage: Eukaryota; Metazoa; Arthropoda; Insecta; Lepidoptera; Plutellidae
Gene: e(r)
Product: enhancer of rudimentary
Source: RefSeq, a predicted model, not a curated record
CUGGUCAUUCAUUCGUGUUUCUAAACGUAAGCAUUUUUAAAAAGUUAUCGGAAAAAGGCAAAGCGGGUCACGGAAGCUAAAUAAAAUUUGUGAAAACACACAAAAGCCGUACUUUACUCGGAUAAUCCUUGUAAAUCAACUUGCGAAUUCAUAAACAAUGGCCCACACAAUACUGUUGGUCCAACCCGGUCCGCGUCCCGAAACCAGGACAUACUCGGACUACGAGAGCGUCAACGACUGCAUGGAGGGUGUCUGCAAGAUCUACGAGGAGCAUCUGAAGCGGAGGAACCCAAACACACCGACCAUCACUUACGACAUUUCUCAAUUGUUCGAUUUUGUUGACCAGCUAGCAGACCUGAGUUGCCUAGUGUACCAAAAGUCAUCAAACACAUACGCACCGUACAACAAGGACUGGAUCAAAGAGAAGAUCUACGUGCUGCUCCGCCAGGCAGCCGGUCAGGGGGACUAGGAGCGGGCCCGACGCCAGCGAGUCAAACAAGAAACGUGACUUUGUGAUUUUGGUUACUAUACUUUGUAAAAUAUAUCAUGAGCCCUAUGACAGCUAUCAAAUCCAUGCAUUUUAUUAGUCAUCUGAAGAAAAAACCAACUUUUUACCAAGCAUAAGGAUCUGUCAAUCAAAUGUCAUAGGAUGCAUGCUAUAUUUUAUGGAGUAGAACUUUGACUUUUAUAAUUUCUCUGUAUUAUGUUUAAAAGAUUCUCUAUAUGAUUUUGUGUUCUAGACAUUUAAUUUAAAACUGUACGGGGGAGACUUGUAUGACUAUCAAAGUAAAGGUCACCGCACAUAUAAGCGUUUCGUAAAGGGAUUGCCUCUUUUUCUUCUGUCAACUAGUAGGAAGCAAGCUCGCGAACACCUGAUAAAUAGAAGAAAAAAAUGCGAUCCCUUUACGCACUUAUAUAUGCUAAGAACGUUCUCAAUUUGAUGGAGUUGCUUGCCAGAGUUGAAAUGUGUGCUAUAAGCAUUCGAGUGAAAGAGACAGACACCUUAGUUAAAAGUUUGUUUUCACAAGCUACCUUCGUGAAUUUUCUACCUAAAGUUUCUUGAUAGUUACUGCUACAGGCGUCACUGUGUAUGUGAGAAAACAUACACUUUAGUUUAGGUGAACAAUCCCAACCCGUACUAAUCCUGCAGAUAAAAAUAUGUAAAACAUUAAUGUAGUUGUAAAUAAAGAAUUAAAACUUUAAAAAUUACAUAAUAUAUUGAUGGUCUCUAGAAUCCCUGAAAUAAACUUUUGUAGCUCACUUAUUGUACCCAAAAAUCAUCUCUGUAAGUGUAACUCCCGGUUAUGUAGUUACCCUAUCCGUUUUUCAAUUAAUGUCUUUGUAAAUGUACAAAUGAUAGAUGUCUAAUAAUAUAACUAGAAUAUUUGAAAAAAUUGUAAUCAUUGUUAUGUAGCUACAGCCUUAACCCCUUAUUCAUAGAAAAUUUACAGACAUUUAGCUAUUGAACUGUUUUGUCCCUCUCUAUCAAUACCUAAAACGUCCUAUAUAACUUUUCUGUGAAUUAAGUUGUUAUUCUCAAGGAAAAAUAUGGCUAACCUUAAACCUUAAGGUAUCAUUAAUCUGAUACUUAAUUAGGUAUAUAUUUUUUCUCAGCAUCAGUAAAAUUUCUGGAAGUGUAUGUAGAAAUGUUGACCAAAACUUAUACAGGGUGUUAAAAAAGUGUUUGGUACUCCGUUAAAAGGUUACUCAGGGGGUCACGGAUUUCAAAAAGAAAAAGUUGUUUAGAAUGACAAGCUGAGUAACCUUCCUUCGGUUUUCUAAUCGACUUUCUCAACACUUGUAUAACUUCUCUAGGGUACCUAUUUUUUAUGGUUAGUGAAUUUGAUUUUUGAACUAAAGAAUAUCAUAGUACGUGUAUACAUUCAGUAAAUUUUUGGAUUCUGUUUUCCUAACAAAUGUUUUGGUCGCGACUGUUCAACAUUGUUUUUGAGUUAAGUUUGUGUUUGAUAACACAUUUUUUAUUAGAUAUAAGUCAGACUAAAGUUUAGGUAUAAUAAAUACUUAUAAAUAAUA